GGGUGCAGGCGGGGGAGUGUGUGAGUAGAAUGCCCAUGCACUGAGAGGCGCGAGCCUGACGGUAUUAUUGUCCUGUUUUCCCCCCGCGCGCCUCGGCUCGAGAGGAACGGGAAGAUGCUCCCGGACUGUCUCCGCGAGGCGGUGUGAUGCUGGGCGCGCGGCGGCGCGUGGAUGAAGCGAAGCGGCGGGAGGGCUCCGGUAUAAACGCACGGGCCCGGUUCUGAGAGGUCCGGGACAUGAAGGCGGUUCGGACGUCGAGGCGGCGGCGGUUCCUCCGCGCGCUCUGCGUCUGCGGCGGGAUGAUCGCGCUCAGCUGCUUCCUUCACCUAACCGACCCUCUCAAAAAGGACCCAAACCUCGUUUGGUCCAAACGAAGACUAACCCAGCAAAUCGUAGAGGAGAAUGAGACGUCCAGCGCCCCACGAGCUGCUAUCAAUGAAUUUCCUGAGGACGUCUUCACUAAGGAGCAGAGGAGGCAUGGGGCGGUGCUGCUGCACGUUUUCUGUGCAGUGUACAUGUUCUACGCCCUCGCCAUUGUUUGCGAUGUGUACUUUGUGCCGUCUCUGGAAAAGAUCUGUGAGAAUCUUCAUCUGAGUGAGGAUGUAGCAGGAGCCACCUUCAUGGCAGCAGGAAGUUCAGCUCCAGAGCUUUUCACCUCUUUGAUUGGUGUUUUCAUCACUAAGGGAGAUGUGGGAGUCGGGACCAUCGUGGGCUCUGCAGUCUUUAAUAUCCUGGUGAUUAUCGGAGUGUGUGGUAUCUUUUCUGGACAGACGAUCUCGCUCACGUGGUGGCCUCUCUUCCGCGACUCAGUUUACUACAUUUUCUCCGUCUUGGCCUUGAUUGUGAUCAUAUAUGAUGAGAAGGUCGUCUGGUGGGAGACGAUAGUCCUCAUAUCAAUGUAUGGAGUUUACAUUCUUAUUAUGAAGUUUAAUAGUCCGAUCUGGGGAUGGGUGGAGCAGAAGUUUGGAAUUCCUGGGCAGCCGUGUUUGGUCAGCAGUCUGCGGCGGGAUAUAUCAGUAGGGGAAGCUACAGCACACUGCGACACCUCCAUGAUCCUGAUAAAGAAAGGUCAGUGUGCAGUUGAUCAGGACUCGCCGGUGGUGAUGGUGGACGAGCUGAUGAGCCUGCACCCUCACCAGUUCUCCUUCUCAGAGGCAAGCCUCCGUGUCAUGAUCACGCCCCACUUCUCCCCCCGCACCCGCCUCAGCAUGGCUGGACGCAUGCUCAUCACCGAGAGGCAGAGGCUGAUAAGGAGCCGGAGCUCAGGGGAUAGUGGGGCCGGGGACACGCCUGGUCAGGAGAGCUCGGGGCCCGAGGGAAGUCCGUGGGGUCUGGAGAACGGGGAUGCUCUAGAGAGCGAGAUGCAGCCACUGGAGGACCCCCGGACCCGGGGCGAGGGGCCGGCGCUGGAGAGAGGAGUGGAUGUAGAAGAUGCACAGCCCAAAGAUGAAGAGGAUGAUGAGGAGGUGGAGGAAGGACAGCCAUUCAGUCCUCUCAUUUUGCCAGGGGGGUGCUGUGAACGGGCGAGGUGGUUGUUCUCGUGGCCUUUAAGCUGCCUGCUGUACUGCACUGUGCCCAACUGUGUGCUGCCGCGCUGGGAGCGCUGGUUUAUGGUCACCUUCGUGGCCUCCACGCUCUGGAUUGCAGUUUUCUCCUACCUCAUGGUGUGGAUGGUCACCAUUAUCAGUUACACACUGGAUAUCCCAGAUGUUAUUAUGGGAAUUACGUUCUUAGCAGCGGGCACCAGCGUCCCGGAUUGCAUGGCCAGUCUUCUAGUUGCCCGUCAAGGUAUGGGAGACAUGGCCGUCUCUAACUCUAUAGGCAGUAACAUUUUUGACAUUCUGCUGGGCCUCGGUUUCCCCUGGGCUCUCCGGACGCUGGCGGUGGAUUAUGGGUCAACAGUCUUCAUUAACAGUAGAGGACUGGUGUACUCGGUCAUUUUACUGCUUGCUUCAGUCUUUCUCACUGUUCUAAGUGUGCAUCUGAACCACUGGAGGCUGGACCGGAGGUUAGGCCUGGGUCUCAUGGUCCUCUACUCCAUCUUCCUGCUGUGCUCCAUCUGCUUCGAGAAGCUCUAGGCCAGAUCAUUCCAAUCUAACGAUGCUUAUCACUGAAAAAACAGUUAAUUUACUACAUAAAACACCUGAUUACUGCUGUUAUCUCAUGUGGGGGCCGGAGGGUGGGGCACUGUGUGGGAGGGACAGUAAUGAGAGGUCAGUGUGAGCAGUCAGGAGAGGGGCUGUGGUUCUGAGUGUGAUUAUUAGGGAGUAAGAGUGUAUUAAGAGUGUAUUAAGAGUUUAUUAACAUCUAAACGCACUUGCUGGAUCAAGGACAGUCCUGAAUAUUUACUGAGAAAAGGUGGUUUGAGCAGAAAGUCCAAUCCAAAGCCAGUUACAAUCCUCAACAGUGUGGGGGCGGGACUUAUCUGCUUAAUAUGACUAACCAGAAUUAUUAAAAAGCUAAUAAAUAGUGAAUUAGCUGGUAUUGGACUGACAUAUCUGAGAGAUUUCCUGCCCCCCGGCAACUUUGUGUAUCAGAAUUCAAGCCACAAAUAUAAAGUGAUGUUUACAACACACAGAACACCUCUUUACCUUCAACAUGUUCUUAAUUCUACUCUAAAAGCAAAAAAUAAAGAACGAUUUAUAGGUAAUUAUGACCAACAUGACAAAUAUGUGUCCUGAUCUCACUGUGAAAUCGUCCACAUCGGUUGUUUGUUAAGGUCUAGUAAAAUGACUUAAAGCAGUGAAAUUACUAAUCAAUAUUUGGUGGAAUAAUCCUGGUUUUUUAAUCACAGUUUUCAUGAAUCUUGGCAUCAUGUUCUCCUCCACCAGUCUUACACACUGCUUUUGGAUAACUUUAUGCCUUUACUCCUGGUGCAAAAUUUCAAGCAGUUCAGUUUGGUGGUUUGAUGGAUUGUGAUCAUCCAUCUUCCUCUUGAUUAUAUUCCAGAGGUUUUCAAUUUGGUAAAAUCAAAGAAACUUAUCAUUUUAAAGUGGUCUAUUAUUUUUUGUUCAAGCUGUAGAUGUAUUUCACAUAGAGAGAUCUAUUUUAAGUGUUUUAUUCAUUUAAUUGUUGAUGAUUAUGGCUUACAGCCAAUGAAAUUUUUUGUCACUUCAUGCUUUCCUCUGCUGACAACUUUUAUGGAGAUGCGGAUUUCAUUUUCCAGCAGGACUUGGCACACUGCCAAAAGUACCAAUUGGUCUUAUAUAAUAUUCUAAUUUCUGAGACACUGUUUUUUGGGCUUUCAUUGGCUGUAAGCUUCUUAAUCAUCAACAAUACAAGAAAUAAACACUUAAAAUACAUCACUCUGUGUUUAAUACAUCUAUUGAAUAUAUACAGGAGUUGUACAAUGAAACUGAAUCACCUGUCAUCAUUUUAGUGUGGGAGGUUUCAUGGCUAAAUUGGAGCAGCCUGGUGGCCAAUCUUCAUUAAUUGCACAUUAUUGCAGCAGUAAGAGCAGAGUGUGAAGGUUCAAUUAGCAGGGUAAGAGCACAGUUCUGCCCUAAAUAUUGCAAUGCACACAACAUUAUGGGGACAUACCAGAGUACAAAAGAGGACAAAUUGUUGGUGCACGUCUUGCUGCAGCAUCUGUGACCAAGACAGCAAGUCUUUGUGAUGCAUCAAGAGCCACAGUAUCCAGGGUAAUGUCAGCAUACCACCAAGAAGGACCAACCACAUCCAACAGGAUUAACUGUGGACGCUGUAAGAGGAAGCUGUCUGAAAGGGAUGUUCGGGUGCUAACCCGGAUUGUAUCCAAAAAACAUAAAACCACGGCUGAUCAAAUCACGGCAGGUGUUUCAAUUUCAUUGUCCAAAACCUGUACAUGUUUCACAUUUUAAAUAGAAUUACUGAAACUUACUGAAAGUUAUUUUUCAAUGAUGUUCAAAUUUUUGAGAUGCACCUCAUGUAGGCAUCUUAUAUAUCAGUAUGUAUCUACUAGACUAUACUGAGACUUUUAUCUGUACUACAUACGUCCUACUCAAAAACUAGUUAGUAUUAGUAAUGAGUAUGCUAAUAAUUGGGAUUCACCAAUUGUUUUAUCAGUUCUUCUUCAACUAUGUGACAGAAUCAAAUAUUUAGAUCAACCUCACAAUUAACCUAUAUGGACAUUUCCAUGUGAGAUCAUGUUGCAAAAUUACAAUGUGUAAAAAAAACAGUGCUCUUAAUCCUUAUGUACGUGUAAUUUCUGACAUUACAGUAUUGUUUUUAUAUGUAUUCUUUUGAAGUGUUGUUUAGCACUAGAAGAAGAACUCUUGCAUCGUAAAUCUGAGCUGUUUCUGUAUUUGACAGUUAGUUUUACACAUUAACCAAAAAAAAAAUCUCCCCUGUUGUCUUUAAUAUGUGCCGAGCUUUUACAUUCUAGUAGUUUUAUACAGAUUGCUGUCUGACACUUUUUUCGGUGUGUUUGCUAUAUUUUAAAUAUCAAAAUGACCUUAUUAUUACCUUCGUGACACUUUUAAACGCUAACUGGUUUAUCACAGUUUACGUAGUAUUUUUUAAAACCCAUAGUAACGAAUAAAAGGAUCAAAAAUCAACACAAAUCUGAAAGGUUUGAUGCACCAAUGGUUUUUCAGCCUCCCUAUUGGUUCAUAAAUGAUAUUGUUUAACUUAUUUUUCUUCACGUGUUAAAUAUUGUUUUGUGGUAGAUAUUAUAUUAUAUAAUAUAUAUUACAGUUGAAACACUGAGUGCACUAAAAGCUUUUUUUGUAAUAUAUAUAAGCAUCCUGUCAAAUGAUUUCCACCUAUAGUUUUUUUAUUAUAUGGAAAAUUCUAUAAUUGUCUCACAGUAAUGAAGUUUUAUUUAUUUUUAUUUUUAAAUCGAUUUAAAAGUCAAUAUGAAUUUAAUAUAUUUCAAUAAUAGUUUUAUCACAGAUGUUCGUAGCUUAGCUUGAAGUCUUUUUUGUCUUCGCAGAUCCACGCUAUUCAUUAUAUUCCUUCUUUAUUUACAGUUCAUCCAGAGGCGUGAAUAGUCUGAUAUCAUACUGUCUGAUCUGCUGUACACUGGCUUUAUUCUGUGAGAAGUUUUACCUACGCUGUUUUAUUUCCUUUAUUCUUUUAUUUUAAGUGGUUUAGAGGCAUGCCUGACUUUACACCCUCACCUCUGUUACAACUCCAUCUGUAUUCUUAAAGAACAUGAACCUUUGUAUGUUGUUGAGAGUGCAAUUAAACGAGUACGGUGCAAAAUAA
Messenger RNA from Astyanax mexicanus (Mexican tetra), 5187 nucleotides. It is a transcript of the gene slc24a6a, whose product is annotated as solute carrier family 24 member 6a. The transcript is spliced from 17 exons. Gene Ontology annotation, cellular component: membrane. Gene Ontology annotation, biological process: calcium ion transmembrane transport; intracellular calcium ion homeostasis. Gene Ontology annotation, molecular function: calcium, potassium:sodium antiporter activity; calcium channel activity. NCBI's taxonomy places the organism in Eukaryota, Metazoa, Chordata, Actinopteri, Characiformes, Acestrorhamphidae. The record is from RefSeq and is a predicted model, not a curated record. Bases 237 to 2078 code for a protein of 613 amino acids.